Metarhizium album ARSEF 1941 is the source of this 789-nucleotide messenger RNA. RefSeq names its product oxidoreductase. The transcript has 2 exons. The record is from RefSeq and is a predicted model, not a curated record. Bases 1 to 789 code for a protein of 262 amino acids. NCBI's taxonomy places the organism in Eukaryota, Fungi, Ascomycota, Sordariomycetes, Hypocreales, Clavicipitaceae.
AUGGAAUCCUUCGCCGCCAAGAUUAUUGCUAUUACGGGGGGCGCCUCCGGUAUUGGCGCCGCGACCUGUCGACUGCUGGCCAAGCGCGGAGCCGCCGUCAUCUGCGUUGGCGAUGCCUGCAGCACCAACUUUGACUCUCUGCACGAGGCCGUUGCGGGAGUCAACCCGGCCACCCUGCUCCAAUGCACCGUACUCGAUGUCACCUCGUCGGACCAAGUCGACCAGUGGCUCAGGGACAUCGUCUCCGCCCACGGCGACCUGCACGGGGCCGCCAACAUUGCCGGUGUUGCCCAGGGGGCCGGCCUGCGCGCGACGCCAACCAUCCUCGGAGAGACGGAUGCAGAUUGGAGCCGCGUCCUCAAGGUCAACCUGGACUGCGUCUUCUACUGCACGCGCGCCCAGGUCGGGGCAAUGAAGGACUUGCCCGGCGGCGCCCGCCGCAGCAUCGUCAACGUGGCCAGCAUCGCCGCCUUCUCUCACGUGCCCGACGUCUACGCCUACAGCACGUCCAAGCAGGCGUGUGCGCACUUUACUGCAUGCGUCGCUGCCGAUGUCGUCAGAAUAGGCAUCCGGGUCAACUGCGUCUCGCCAGGAAUCACAAACACGCCCCUGCUGCCGCAGUUUGAGCCCAACGCCAAGUCGCUCGACGAGAUCCGGGAUCUGUACGCCCGCCAGGGGCUUUCCAUGUGCGGAGCCGACGAAGUGGCCCGGACGAUUGUGUGGUUGCUCAGCCAAGAUUCCCACCCGGUCUACGGAGCCAACAUCAACGUGGGAGCCGGCGUUCCCUAG